CGCUCCCUGAGCUCUCGACUCGCGAUCCCGAAACCUUGCCUUUUUUUCGCGCCCGCCGUCUCGUCCCUCGUCGCGACCCAACACACUUCGUCAUCAUGAACGGUACUGCGGCCUCGGCAAGGGCCAAGAGAAAGGCCCCGAGUUCGCCCGACCAGGCUCCCCCGUCCAAGCGACCCGUCAACGGAAAGCUCUCGGCUGAUGACAACACACCCGAUAUUGUCGAGUACGACGACCACUCUGACCUCACCGACGAUCUUCACUCACACGCCGCCAUGUAUAUCGGAACACCAGGAAGCUUGGGAGAGUGGCAGGAUACCAUCCAGAAGGUUGUGCGCAAUGUCGUCGCCAUCCGCUUCUGCCAGACCUGCUCUUUCGACACCGACCCUGCCGUGUCCAGUGAGGCUACUGGAUAUGUCGUCGACUCUCAACGAGGAUACAUCCUGACAAACCGUCACGUCGUCGGCUCUGGCCCGUUCUGGGGCCACUGUGUCUUUUCCAACCACGAAGAAGUCGACUGCUACCCCGUCUAUCGCGACCCCGUCCACGACUUCGGUAUCUUGAAAUACGAUCCCAAGGCGAUCAAGUACAUGCAGGUUGAUGGACUGGAACUAUGUCCCGACCUUGCUAAGGUUGGUGUUGAGAUCCGAGUUGUCGGAAACGAUGGCGGUGAAAAGCUCAGUAUCAUGUCCGGAGUCAUCAGCCGAUUGGACCGAAACGCCCCUGAAUAUGGCGAGGGCUACUGCGACUUCAAUACAUGCUACUACCAGGCCAACGCUGCCGCCACUGGAGGAAGUUCAGGUAGUCCCGUCGUGAACAAGGAUGGGUGCGCUGUCGCUCUGUUGGCUGGUGGUCGAUGCGACGGUGCUUCCACUGAUUACUUCCUGCCUCUCGACCGACCCCUGCGAGCCCUGCAGUGCAUUCAGGCUGGGAACCCAAUCACUCGAGGUGACAUUCAGUGCCAGUUCCUCCUCAAGCCAUUCGAUGAAUGCCGUCGGUUGGGCCUGACUCCAGAAUGGGAAGCCGCUAUGCGACAGCAGUUCCCUGACGAGACCAAUAUGCUGGUUGCUGAGAUCGUUCUCCCGGAGGGCCCUUCAGAUUCGAAGAUCAUGGAAGGCGACGUCCUCGUUAAGGUGAACGGGGAGCUCAUUACUCAGUUCAUUCGUCUCGACGACAUUCUGGAUUCGAACGUCGGCGAGACUAUCAAAGUGCAUCUUCAGCGUGGCGGGCAAGACGUCGAGGUGGAGAUCAAGGUAGGAGAUCUCCACAAGAUCACACCCGACCGCUUUGUCUCUGUUGCAGGCGCCAGCUUCCAUGACCUCUCUUACCAACAGGCCAGGCUUUACGCUGUUCCUGUCAAGGGAGUCUAUGUCUGCGAGUCGGCUGGAUCUUUCCGUUUCGAGAAUACCGAUAAUGGAUGGAUUAUUCAGACCGUGGACCAUAAGAAGGUUCCGGACCUCGAUACCUUCAUCGAAGUGAUGAAGGGCAUUCCUGACCGUGCGAGAAUCGUGGUCACUUACAAACACCUACGAGACCUGCACACCCUGAACACGACUAUUAUCUAUGUGGAUCGCCACUGGGCUUCCAAGAUGAAGAUGGCCGUCCGAAAUGAUGAGUCGGGAGUAUGGGACUUCACUGACCUGGGUGAUCCUCUCCCCCCUGUCCCUCCGGCUCGACGGUCAGCCUCAUUUAUCGAGCUGGACCACAUGCCUCACCCGGGCAUCGCGGACCUCAUUCGAAGUUUUGUUCACAUCAACUGCACCAUGCCGAUGAAGCUGGACGGAUUUCCCAAGAACCGAAGAUGGGGCAUGGGUCUCGUAAUCGACGCUGAGAAGGGAUUGGUUUUGAUUUCGAGAGCUAUCGUCCCUUACGACCUCUGCGACAUCACUGUUACCAUCGCGGAUUCCAUCAUCGUUGAUGGAAAGGUGGUGUUCCUACACCCCCUCCAAAACUACGCUAUCGUCAAGUAUGACCCGUCGCUUGUCGAUGCGCCCGUGAUGAGUGCCCGUCUUAGCAACGAAGUCCUCACCCAAGGUGCUAAGACUUACUUCCUCGGCCACAACCGCAUCGGUCGCGUUGUGCAUGGUUCUACCACCGUCACCGAGAUCACAGCGGUGGCCAUCCCUGCGAACUCGGGCGCUCCUCGAUACCGAGCCGUCAACGUGGAUGCCAUCACGAUUGACAGCAACUUGGGCUCUUCUUGCAACAGCGGUGUCCUCGUUUCCCCCGAUGGCACUGUGCAGGCGCUCUGGCUCUCGUAUCUCGGUGAGCGGUCACCGUGCAGCCAGCGGGAUGAGGAGUAUUACCUUGGUUUGGGUACCAAGACCUUGCUCCCUGUCAUUGAGACUAUCCAGAAGGGGGAGACUCCCCAACUGCGAAUCCUCUCUGUCGAGUUCAGAGCUAUUCAAAUGUCCCAGGCAUCCGUCAUGGGCGUCUCUGACGAAUGGAUUAAGAAGGUCACCCAGGCUAACCGAUCGCAUCACCAGCUGUUCAUGGUUAGCAAGCGUACAUUUGAGCGCACCAACCACCCUGUGUCGCUUCUCGAAGGCGAUAUCAUCCUGACCUUGAACGGCAAGAUGUGCACGACAAUCUCUGACUUUGACGUGAUGUACUCGCAUGAAUUCCUGGACGCCGUGAUCGUCCGUGAAUGCGAGGAGAUGCAGCUUCAGCUCCCAACCGUCUCGGUCGACGAUACAGAGACGGAUCACGCUGUCUCGUUCUGCGGUGCGAUCUUGCACAGGCCUCACCAAGCUGUCCGCCAGCAAAUCAGCAAACUGCACAGCGAAGUCUAUGUGUCGAGCCGCAUUCGUGGCUCUCCAGCUUAUCAAUAUGGUGUUGCGCCGACGAAUUUUAUCACUCAUGUGAAUGGCACUCCUACCCCUGACCUCAAGUCAUUUAUCGCUGCGACUCGAGAGAUUCCUGACAACACCUACUUCCGACUGAAGGCGGUUACGUUUGAUUGCGUACCAUGGGUCAUUACGAUGAAGAAGAAUGAGCACUACUUCCCUACGAUGGAGUUGAUCAAGGACGACAAGGAAGCAUGCGGAUGGCGGAGAGUUUCGUAUGAGGGCAAGCAGGUUAUCAAGGGAGAGGCAACUGAUGGCGUCGCUCCGGUUGCCGAGGAUGCCAGCAUGGAGUAGAUGAGUACCUAGAUGAGGACCGAUGCACUUCCCGUCCAUGAGAGGAGGGACUGGUUGCACAAAGGCGCGCGAAAAGCGUUGCCGAGAAUUUGGCUGGUGUACGAGCAUGGCUGUCAGGGUUUGGACAAGGCGUUUUAUGGCGAUGAAGGAUCUCUUGCGGUCAUCUGGAGCUGUGCCGCAGCAUCGGGCAUGGUAUUAUAACUAUGGACAUAGCUGCAUAUUCCCCGGAUGGGCUUGGUUAGGAAUGGAAGUGUACCAUAGAUAGAUUUUAGGUCCGAUUUAUCGGAUAAUUUUAGGGCGGAGCAGGCAACAUCUCGGGGGAUGCUAGUUUUGAAAGCACAUCCACUUUAUAUCACAUUACAGGCGCUGUAUGGACGUAUGGAUCGGUUAG
Ilyonectria robusta is the source of this 3528-nucleotide messenger RNA. Its product is annotated as PDZ-like domain-containing protein. Lineage: Eukaryota; Fungi; Ascomycota; Sordariomycetes; Hypocreales; Nectriaceae. Gene Ontology annotation, biological process: proteolysis. Gene Ontology annotation, molecular function: protein binding; serine-type endopeptidase activity. The transcript is spliced from 4 exons. The record is from RefSeq and is a predicted model, not a curated record. The coding region runs from base 96 to 3137 and encodes 1013 amino acids.